AGAUAUGUCCCAUUUCAUAUGCGGGCCAGAUAAGACAAUGACGGUUUAUAUCGUAGGCAUCCCUACGUGACCUAAUUGAGAAACAUAAGGAGGAUUCGAAAGAUGGAUCGGUCAUGGAUAAUAUGGCUUCUUGUACUUUCAACAACAUUACAGCAGAUCCUAGGUCAAGGAUCUGUAUUUCCUGCUCGAGAAUUCCGUGGUGUUUGGGUCGCGACUGUGGCAAACAUUGACUGGCCAACAUCGAAAUACCACACCACAGCUCAACAGAAACAGGAACUUGACGCGAUCAUCGAGGAGGUGCGUCAGCGUCACUUCAAUGCAAUCGUAUUCCAGAUCCGUUCAACCGGUGACGCCAUGUAUAACUCUUCACUUGAGCCCUGGAGCUACUACCUUACAGGCCAUCAGGGGCAGGCACCAAGUCCGUAUUAUGAUCCCCUGGAGUACAUGAUCCAGAAAGCCCAUGAGGUCGGAAUAGAGGUUCAUGCGUGGUUUAAUCCUUACAGAGCACGAUCCGGAAGUACCUCUCGCACAGGUCUCGCGUCCAACAAUAUGGCCAACCGGUUCCCUUCACAUGCUUACGCAUACGGGAAUAAUCUGGUAAUGGAUCCCGGGGCAAAGGAAGUUCAGGACUUUAUUGUUGACGUGUUUUCAGAUGUUGCAAGACGCUAUGAUGUAGACGGGAUGCACAUGGAUGACUAUUUUUAUCCGUAUCCAGUCAGCGGGCAAACAUUUCCAGACUCUUCAACAUAUCAUAGGUAUCAGGCCUCAAGUGGUACACUUUCCUUGGCCGAUUGGCGGCGUGAAAACGUCAACACUCUUAUUCAGCGUCUGGGCAUAGCAAUACAUUCAAUUAAACCUUACCUUAAAUUCGGUAUUAGUCCUUUUGGCAUCUGGAAAGCAGGUCAUCCGUCCGGUAUACAUGGGCUGUCUUCAUAUGACUCUCUGUUCGCUGAUUCCCAGUUAUGGUUACGUCAAGGUUGGGUGGACUAUCUUGCACCCCAGCUUUACUGGGCUAUAGACCCACCCGCCCAGAGUUACCCUGCCCUUUUACAAUGGUGGGUACAGCAGAAUGACCAACACAGACACAUUUACGCGGGAAACAGUUUAUCUAAGAUUGAGUCAAAGCACUGGGGUUCGCAGGAAAUUAUCAACCAAAUCAAAAUCUCAAGAAAUCUUCGGGCAAAUGAAAGUCUAGGUAAUAUUCAAUUCAGUAUGAGGUAUCUGCAAAGUAAUACCCAAGGUAUUUCAGAUGCAUUUCAGAGCAUAUACAUCUCUCGGACACUUACACCUGCUAUGCCAUGGCUUAGCGUUCCGACGCCGCUAACGCCAAGCAUCACCGUAACCGGAAACACACUCACUUGGGCGAAAGAUUCUUCCGGACAUACAUGGAGGGUUCUCGUGUACACUCAAACAGCUGAUGCAUUCGAGUUACACGAUCUUUUACACAAUGAACACACGUCGACACACGUCACUGACGGAGAGUAUGCCGUGACGGCGAUAGCACGUAACGGGGUGGAAUCGCAAGUUAUGUAUAUCCAAGUUGUCGGCGGAGUUAAUAGCAAUCUGGUCGGAUAAUUGUUAUUGACAUGUAUUAA
This is a messenger RNA of Mya arenaria, 1595 nucleotides long. RefSeq names its product glycosyl hydrolase YngK-like. The transcript has 5 exons. The coding region runs from base 103 to 1575 and encodes 490 amino acids. The record is from RefSeq and is a predicted model, not a curated record. NCBI's taxonomy places the organism in Eukaryota, Metazoa, Mollusca, Bivalvia, Myida, Myidae.